AAAAAAAAAAAAAAAAAAAAAAAAAAAUUCAGUAUAAAUGAGUGCUGCGUAUUGCUUUCCUGGCACAGUCUGGUUUUUUUUUUAAAAAAAAAAAAUGAAUUUCACUGAAAGCUAAGCUACUGUUACACCAAUGUCAAAAGACAAAGGCAGUGAUGGAGGCGAUGAUGAGGUUUAAUUUCGUGCGACUCACAACCACUACUUCUCUUGCCAAAAAUAGUGAAAUCUAUGGCUAAUUAACAAAUAAACAAUUAUAAAGCAUCACAAGCCUCUUCAUCUUGGUUCUAUCUCUAUAAGUGCAAAAGAAGCUGAAGUAGGAAGCAAGAUGUCAUCUCAACAAUUGAAUCAUGACUCAGCUUCGACAUCUUGCGCGAGUCAAACUUAUCAUCAGAAUUAUGUACCUCAACAAUAUGGAAGUCCUUCAAUGGCUAUUUCUCCGUCGCAACUAGCAAUAUCACAAAAUGGCCAAGCCUCCUAUAAUUAUACCGUGCGGCCUCUUUCAGUUAUGACGCCUCCAAUAAAUAAAACUGUACAGGAACAGCAUAUGGCGCCGUUGACAACGACAAUCAUACAAUCGCCUUAUUCCCAGCAAUUAGCUAUGCCUUUACGGCAACCAAUAACACAAAUGUAUACCCCUCAACCAAUGAUAGCUGACGACAACUAUUUAGCUGACAGCUCUCUAUCUGCUGCUAUGGCAGCUGGAAAGAAGGUUAAAAAGGCUCAAUUUCCACCUGCAUCAAAGGAAACAUUGGAAUACUACAGAAAAAAGGCAAAAGAAGGCGGUCUACAAGAAUCAUUUGAGCUUGCUAAGUUCUUGCUUGAAGCUGCAAAACAAAUUCGUAUUGAUGAUCACCAACAAGACAUUAAAAAAGCGAAAAAAGCAAAAGAAGCUUUAAAUAUUGAAGCUCAAAAGAUCCUUAAAAAGUUAGCAACACAUUCUGGAAUGGGAAAACAGGGCUAUCCAGAAGCACAGUACUUUUUGGCCAACGCUUAUGCUGUUGGCAGUAUAGGGUUAUCAGUUGAUCUCACAAAAGCUGCCGAGUUAUAUGUACAAGGUUCGAAGCAGAAUCAUCCAGGUUGCACCUAUCGUGCUGCUGUCUGCUAUGAGGUCGGUGCAGGUACAAAAAAGGACAAGAAUCAUGCAAUGAUGUUUUUCAGAAAAGCCGCCAAUUUGGGUGAAGUUUCUGCUAUGUAUAAAUUGGGUGUUAUUUUAAUAAAGGGGCUUUUAGGACAGCCAAAAAAUCCUCCUGAAGGUAUUUCAUGGUUAAAACGUGCUGUUCAAGAAGCUAAUGAAGAUCAUCCCUACGCAUUGCACGAGUUGGGACUAGCUUACGAGCGGGAAGGUAUACCUUCAGUUAUUGCUGAUCUGAACUAUGCGCGAGAAUUAUUUAGCCAAGCCGCACAAUAUGGUUAUGCUCCCUCACAGUUUCGUUUAGGUCUAGCGUAUGAGAAUGGAUUAUUGAAUUGUCCCAUUGAUCCACGGCGUAGUAUAGCGUGGUACUCUAAAGCUGCUGAACAAAGUGAUAGCGAAGCCGAAUUAGCCCUUUCUUGUUGGUAUUUGACCGGAGCAGAGGGUGUAUUAGCCCAAAACUACACUGAAGCUUAUUUAUGGGCGCGAAAAGCAGCUGAUAGAGGGUACGCAAAAGCUGAAUAUGCCGUGGGCCAUUAUACUGAGUAUGGUGUCGGCACAAAACCAAACCUAGAAGAAGCCAGGCGAUGGUAUAUGCGAGCCGCUGCUCAAAACUACCGUAAAGCUAUGCAACGCUUGUCAGAAUUGAAUAAACGAAGUGAUAAAAAGUGAUAACUAUUAUAUUUUCGGUUUGAAUUUAGUCUGUUGAAAAUAGGAUUCUUUCAUUAGCCAGAAUUUAGAUAUUCAAGUGAUUUUUCGCCACAUACUAUUUUCAAACUUGGGGCACUUCCAGUAAAUUAUCUUAGGCUUACCUCUUACUGCACGCAUCUGUCCCAAUAGGUUACAGCAUGCCUGAGGCAAUCCUUACAAUUACCAGGAGUAACCGUUUGCAGGAUUCUACAACACGCGGUACCAGAGCAUUAUUGCUGUCUAAUGGAGUCCCUGUGGUGUGACCUUUUAAUUUUAACCUAGCUCUCACUUUAGGAUCAAUAACUAG
Messenger RNA from Mycotypha africana, 2123 nucleotides. RefSeq lists its product as uncharacterized. Bases 323 to 1798 code for a protein of 491 amino acids. Gene Ontology annotation, molecular function: protein binding. NCBI's taxonomy places the organism in Eukaryota, Fungi, Mucoromycota, Mucoromycetes, Mucorales, Mycotyphaceae. The record is from RefSeq and is a predicted model, not a curated record. The transcript has a single exon.